CUUGGAGAAGAAGAAGAUGGUGUCGAUGAUCAGCCGCUUCCGCCUGCCGCGGGACCUCAAGACGCUCUCGUGGCGCUUCGAGCACCCCUUUCGCUGGUCCACAAUUCGGAACCUCGUCUUCCAUCCGUUCAACUGGGCUCUCUCGACACUCAGCCUCGUCCUCGUGCUCGGCUCGGUGCUCUCGCAUCUCUCGUUUUACGCGCUCACGACACUCAAGUUUGGCCUCGAAGAGAACUCGAGCGAGGUUGACAUUACCAUUCCCCACAGCAUCAAGCACGCUGCGACCACCGACCUCGUCGUGCACGAGUACUUUCAGCUCGAGCGCAACGAGGACGACAGCAGCGCGAUGGCCGGCGUCGACCUGCGCCUCAAGUACACCAUCGCGCACUCGAAAGCGUCGUUCGAAGUGUACCUUGCAGUUCUCUACUUUGUGUCGCUCAAGCCCAUUGUCGCAACCGUCUUCUUUACGCUGGGCCCUAUCUUGUUGCUAAGCACGUUGAUCAGCAUCUUCCAGCCCGGUCCCAGCGACGUCGCGCUCUUCGUGUCUCUCAUCGAAACAUACGGCGGUGUUGCGCUCUCUUCCGAAGAGGAGGCAUGGAUCGCCGGCAGUCAGCAUGUCUUUCUCGUGCUCUUCUCGCUCAUCGUGACCGAGUUCUCGGCCGCUGUGUCCCACGACCUCAUGCGACUCUUCUGCUGCGAGUGGCGCAUCGUCUACGACGAAGACCACGAAAAUCAAGUCGCGUCUGAGUCGACACCGUUGCUGUUGUAGCAUGCUGUCAUGUAUCACUCGAAGCAUAAAUCCCACUUUAUUCUUAUGUGUCG
This is a messenger RNA of Saprolegnia parasitica CBS 223.65, 822 nucleotides long. RefSeq lists its product as hypothetical. The record is from RefSeq and is a predicted model, not a curated record. The transcript has a single exon. Bases 17 to 769 code for a protein of 250 amino acids. Lineage: Eukaryota; Oomycota; Saprolegniomycetes; Saprolegniales; Saprolegniaceae.